CUGGACGUCUCAGUGGUACCAUCCUUCAGUACUGGUUCAUAUUACCGUCUCCUUCGAGCAAAAGUGCGACUCAGCCGAAAGCUGGAAAAGAAGAUCUACCAACAUGUUGGAGGAAGGAGGGAAGUCGUAAUGAGAUGUCAGAUUGGAGGAGCUCCUGUCCGUUUGCGACUGGCCCAUCGCCCCAAUGAAGGACUGUGA
Messenger RNA from Strongylus vulgaris, 198 nucleotides. The record is from the annotation of a GenBank genome assembly. NCBI's taxonomy places the organism in Eukaryota, Metazoa, Nematoda, Chromadorea, Rhabditida, Strongylidae.